This is a messenger RNA of Diplodia corticola, 1053 nucleotides long. Its product is annotated as peroxisomal carrier protein. Gene Ontology annotation, biological process: transmembrane transport. Lineage: Eukaryota; Fungi; Ascomycota; Dothideomycetes; Botryosphaeriales; Botryosphaeriaceae. Bases 1 to 1053 code for a protein of 350 amino acids. The transcript has 3 exons. The record is from RefSeq and is a predicted model, not a curated record.
AUGGCAGGACAGUCAAAAGUCGCUCCUCUCCCUCCGUGGGGCUAUGCUGUCGCCGGUUCCGCCGGUGCGGUGGUUGCCAACGCGCUCGUCUACCCGCUUGACAUCGUCAAGACGCGGCUCCAGGUACAGGUCAAGCAGACCAAGUCUGCCGAUAGUGCCAGCAACCCUGCCGACGGCCAGCACUACACCUCGACUUGGGACGCCAUUACGAAGAUCGUGAACGAUGACGGCCUCGCUGGACUGUAUAACGGCAUGCCAGGCUCUCUGCUCGGUGUCGCCUCCACCAACUUCGCCUACUUCUACUGGUACACGGUCGUGCGCACUCUAUAUCUUUCCAGCCAGAAGGUUCCCAAGACUCCCGGAACGGCCGUUGAACUUGGCUUGGGAGCCGUUGCCGGCGCGGUCGCACAAAUGUUUACCAUUCCUGUCGCCGUGGUCACGACGAGGCAGCAAACCCAGGCAAAGAAUGAGCGAAAGGGGUUAAUGGACACCGGACGUGAGAUCAUCGCGGGUGAGGAUGGAUGGACCGGCCUCUGGAGAGGACUGAAGGCCAGCUUGGUUCUGGUGGUGAACCCAGCCAUCACCUACGGAGCCUACCAGAGGCUGAGGGACGCUCUUUUCCCCGGAAAGGCCAACCUGAAACCCUGGGAGUCCUUCUUGCUCGGCUCUCUUUCUAAAAUGCUGGCUACCAUCGCAACCCAGCCACUGAUCGUUGCCAAGGUCGGCCUUCAGUCGAAGCCCCCACCGGCACGCCAAGGGAAGCCUUUCAAGACGUUUAUCGAAGUCAUGGCUUUCAUUGUUGAGCACGAAGGCCCGCUUGGCUUAUUCAAGGGCAUCGGGCCCCAGAUCCUCAAGGGGCUGCUGGUGCAGGGCUUCUUGAUGAUGACCAAAGAGCGCGUGGAGCUCAUGUUCAUUGUCCUUUUCCGCUAUGUCCGGAAGGUCCGCGAAGAGCAGCUGAAGAAGGCGGCGGCAAUGCUCGCCGAGAAAGCAGCCAAGGCGGCACCUCGGGUGUCGGAGCAGGUGAAGAAAGUUGCCCCUGUCACUAUGAAAUGA